CGAGAGAGACGAGUGAAACACACAAGAAGGUUAACCCCUUUUUUUAAACUUUCUUGACUCCCACGCUUCUCGCGAAAGAUUAAACGAAUCCAUUUAGGUUUUUUUUAGAACACAAUAAUAAAAUAAAAUAAACAUGGUUCGGCUCAAAUUCGCAUGUCCCGUCCUCGAAAUCAACUUAAUCUCAGCACAAGACCUAGCCCCUAUCUCAAAAAACAUGAAAACAUACUCAGUCGCGUGGAUCAACACCGACCCCAUGCGCAAACUCACGACGCGUGUCGACCAAGCAAACCGAUCCAACCCUAUCUGGAACAAGAAGUUCGUCUUCCGCGUCGACGACAAGAUCCUCGACGUCGACGCGUCGUCGAUAGUCAUCGAGAUCUACGCGGCGGCUUGGGCCAAAGACGCGCUCGUCGGGACCGUGAACGUUCUUCUCAGCGACCUCUUCGCUCCUUGGUCCGGCUUCGGGGACGGCGACGGCGGCGGCGGCGGGAACAACAACAUGAGGCUCGUGACGCUUCAGAUACGCCGUCCGUCCGGGAGGCUUCAAGGCUUUUUGCGUCUAGGCGUUGCGCUUCUCGACGGCGGUCAGAGGAGCAUGCCGUUGUCGGUCGAGGUUUUCGAUGGAAGCCGGAGAGAUAGUAAGAGAGGUGAUGCGAAGAUGAUGCAUCGUCGUACGAAUAGCGAUCAGACGGAUUUAUCUACGUCGACUAAUGACUACGGAGUGAAGACAGGGGUUGUUACUGGAGGAGGUGGUAGUGGUGGAGGUGGUGGUGUUGAUAGUAUGGUGAAUGGUUCGCUUUGUAGCUCUGAUAUAGGACCGUCCGCGUCUGUGGUUGCGGCCGCGAUUGCUCAGGGGCUUUACAACAGACAGAAAACAACGGUUAAAGCGGUUGCGGGGAAGGAGGACGCGAGUUCGAUACUCGAAGGGAAGACGGAAGGGAUUGAGCAUAGAGUUGAGAGGUGGAGAGCGGAGAAAAGCGCGGGUAGGGCGGUUGAAGCGGCUGGAUCGAGCGAUGAUUCUAGCGGGAAAGGAGGAGGAGGGAGGAGGCAGAGGAGGAGGAGGAGGCGGAGGAAGGAGAAGCAACGGAGGAGAAACGGCGAAGGUAAAAAAGGGUUGUUCUCGUGUUUUGGAAACGUGUUUGGAUGUGAGAUUUCGAUUACUUGCGGCGGUGGGAGCGGCGGAGGAGAAGGAGACAGCACGAAGAAGAAGUAUAAUAACAAUAAAGUAGUGAAUCUUAGUGCUGUAGACGAAACGUUUAGUCAUUCUGCGACUUGA
Messenger RNA from Brassica oleracea var. oleracea, 1276 nucleotides. RefSeq lists its product as uncharacterized. Gene Ontology annotation, biological process: defense response. The transcript has a single exon. The record is from RefSeq and is a predicted model, not a curated record. NCBI's taxonomy places the organism in Eukaryota, Viridiplantae, Streptophyta, Magnoliopsida, Brassicales, Brassicaceae. The coding region runs from base 134 to 1276 and encodes 380 amino acids.